This is a messenger RNA of Bactrocera oleae (olive fruit fly), 687 nucleotides long. RefSeq lists its product as uncharacterized. The record is from RefSeq and is a predicted model, not a curated record. Lineage: Eukaryota; Metazoa; Arthropoda; Insecta; Diptera; Tephritidae.
AAGUAAUAAUAUAUAUUCCAUCUUAACAUGGCAACUGGUUCACAGAAGGCUGUACGUCUGUUGAAAUGUUUUUGUGGUUGCUCAGAAAUGACGGAGGAUGAAGUCCGACGUAUUUAUCGCUUAAGUACACAAGAGACUCUAAAUGACCUCCGGGCCGCAAAGAUGUUUCGCAAGUUCUUAGAACAGGAUCGUUGUGGAGAUAAAGGGGAAAUCGAAUGUUACUUAGAUAUUUAUGAAUUGUGCAAUAACUAUUUAAAAGAGAGUAGUCUAACAUAUGAUCAAAUAAAUACACUAGUCGAAAUGGAAUUAAAGUACUAUUUAGAGAAAAAAUUAAAUUUGUACAUAAUGAUGCUGGAAGAAAAACAAAAGCCCGAUAUACACAUACAUGAAAUAGAGCGUGAUAUAAAGCGCAUUCAAGCGGAUUAUCGUAGUGAAAUCGAAGCCAGUGAUCAAUUCAAAAAUUACAAACAAGCGAUAUUAAAUAAACUGAAGCGAGGGACUUGAAACGCGAGGACGAGGCAAAAGCGAAAACAACGAAAAUUUUAGCAAAGCUCAACUGCCUCAAAUAUUUGCUUUCUUACAUAUGUAUUUAUAUAUAUUUAUUUGCCUCAAGUAGUGUACCAAAAAAGCAUCAAGUUGUAUAGUUACGAUUCCUAUUGAAUGUUUUUGAUUGAAGAAACAUCAAAA